CGCGGACCUGCGAUGCCUGGACCUGGACACAGAACAACACAAGCAGAACGAGGAUUGCCUUGUCCAAUGCAGGAGCACGAUUGCGAUUAGGUUUUGCGGACACGGGACAAGAAUUGUGUUGGUGGGGAGACCAAAGUCACGUUGCGCGAAGGGGUUCGCCCCCGUCGCCGUUUGUCAUGCAUAGAACAUCAGGAUCCUUCCUGAAGAGGGCCAGUGCAUCCACUGGCAGCCUGACAAGCAAUAUGAGGGAGUAUCCAACGAAUGCUGAUGAUUACAAGUUGUUGGAAGAGUGCGGGAGGGGAGUCAGCGCAACAGUGUGGCGUGCGCUCUGUAUACCUUAUAAUGAGGAGGUGGCAGUGAAAUUGCUCGAUCUUGAAAACGUGAACUGCAGCCUGGAUGAGAUUGUGCGAGAGGCUCAGACCAUGCGGCAGCAGUCCCACGCCUCCGUAUUGCCAUUGUAUUGCUCCUUCGUGCACGAGCAGAACCUGUGGAUGGUCAUGCCAUAUGUGGCGGGCGGCUCUGUCCUCAACAUCAUGAAAUACGCCUAUCCAGAUGGGCUGGAGGAGCCAGUCAUUGCCACAAUCCUCAAAGAAGUGCUGAAGGGGCUGGACUACAUGCACAAGCAGGGGGGCAUCCACCGGGAUGUGAAGGCGGGGAACAUCCUGAUCAACACGGACGGGCAGGUGGUGCUGGCGGACUUUGGGGUGGCGGCCACGAUGGAGCGCGGCGGCUCCUGGGGCAACAAGAACAUCUCGCGCAACACAUUCGUCGGCACGCCCUGCUGGAUGGCGCCCGAGGUCAUGGAGCAGACCCAGGGGUACAAUUCGCUGGCGGACAUAUGGUCGUUUGGGAUCACCAUUCUGGAGCUGGCGCACGGGCACGCGCCGUUUGCGCGGUUCCCGCCGAUGAAGGUGCUGCUGAUGACCAUCCAGAACCCGCCGCCCUCACUGGAGUCCGACGCCAAAAAGCACUUCUCAAAGGCGAUGAGGGAUAUCGUGGCAAAGUGCCUGGUGAAGGACCCAUCAAAGCGCCCCACGGCUGCGCAGCUCCUGGAUCACAAGUUUUUCAAGACGGCGCAUGACCAGGGGUACAUUGUGAAGCACCUGCUGGCGGGGCUGCCGCAAGUGACGGAGCGCGUGAAGGCGAUGCGGCAGGGGCGCAAUGGCAACAUGGCGGACGAUGCCAAGGACCGCAUGUUCGCCUCUCAGGAAGCCUACAUCAAGGGUGUGUCGGCGUGGAAUUUUGACGUAGCGGCGCUGAAGGAGCAGGCAGCGAGGGAAGGCGGCCUAGAGCCUUCGCUGGCCCCCAUCAUAGAGGGGGCGGCCAGCGACGUUUCUGCGCAGACUGGCGGACUGGGGGAACCGGUGCUGUCGGUGGAGGUGCCGAGCGGGCUGCAGUCCCCGACGGGAAAGCCGCCGCUGGCCAGCCCGGGCCAGCCGACGCGCAGCAACUCAGAGCGCAGCCUCUCAGCCGCCUCCACGCCCGGCAAGGCGCCACUGGCCGGCUCCGGCGGCUCGGGAGCAGCCACCGCCGCCGCGCUGGCCGGCAAGGGCGUCGCCAUUAAGGGCGAUCGCGGCCGCUUCAAGGUCUAUGAGGGUGAAGCGCCUCCGCCGCUGUCGCCUGUGCUGACGAACGGGGCGCAGCUGAUGGAAGCCAACCUGAAGCCGGCCACGCCGGAGCCGCGCGGUAGCACCGCUUCCCUGGAUGGCUCCGAGGGCGGCUCGCGCGCCGCCUCUGAGUCCGGCGAGCUCGCCGCCAACAAGGAGGCCCACAAGAAGGGGCGCUUCAAGAUCGUGGAGGAGGACAUGGGUGCAGAGGGUGCCAAGGUUGCGCGGCGCACGGGCACGAGCGACAAGGUGGCGGAGGGACGUGCGCCGAGCGGCCAGUUGGGAGACGGAAGCAAGCCCAUCCCGGCGACGGCGGUGAAGAUCCUGCUGCCGGCGCUCAAGGAGCUGCUGCAGGGCAUGGGCACCCAGUACGACCUCCUCAAAGAGGUCGUCGCCGCCGUGCAGGCGCGCCCCAGCCCCUCACCGGCCAUCUUUCCUAUCUCUACUGACACUGAGCGGGGCCGGCAGUCGAGCAUCAACACGCUGUUGGCUGAGGUCAGCGAGCGGGCCUACCCCAAGCCCAGCCGGGAAGAGACCGACCGCUUGAAACUGGAGAAUAACCACCUGAGGGAGGAAGUGCAGCGGCUGGCGCAGAGGAUACGCGUGAUGGAGGAGGAAGUCUCACGCCACCAGCGCUACGCAGCCGAGGAGCCCUGACCCCAGGGGCCCUUUUUGCACACCACCGUCUGGUGCAGGAUUGUACACUAGCAUACCUCGGCCCCGCUGUCAGAGCCUUGCUGCUGAAAUAAUGCCCUCAACAUGGUGGCAACUGAAGCAGCUGCCAUGGGAAGUGCCAUGGGUUAUCCAUUAAUUUGGCGUGGAAUGGAGUGAGUAAUCAGGUGCUUUGCGGUGACAACUGUAAGUGAAGCAUUGGCACGGCUUCAGGGGUAGGGGUGUGGAAGGUUUAGGUGAUCGCGAUUGCACUGCAUAAUAUCAUCCAUUGCAUAAGUUGUUGUGCCACAUACCCCACGAUGCAUCUUUUGCAGAGUUGCGCGAUAAGCUGCUUCAAAUGUAUUCAAGUACCUUUUUGAGUGUGUUGUGUCAGCAAGGUCUGGUGUGGAGGAGGCAGUCCUUGGGCGGGGGCCUGCCCCUGUGAGGCCUGACGAAGCCAAGCUACUUACGCGUGACGGGCUGGGCAGAAAUCUUUGCAAGUCGGUGCAGGGCUGUAACAAAUUGCAUUGCUCUCAGGAUGCAGCCAGCUGUUUCAUGAUUUUGGUCAGGAAGAGAGGUCCCUCAGCAUUCUUUACCAAGCAUUGCCGGCAGCCAAUGGCGGUGUAAGUAGUUGUGCAC
Molecule: messenger RNA, 2897 nt
Organism: Coccomyxa subellipsoidea C-169
Lineage: Eukaryota; Viridiplantae; Chlorophyta; Trebouxiophyceae; Coccomyxaceae
Product: kinase-like protein
Exons: 15
Coding region: 177-2264 (695 amino acids)
Biological process (GO): protein phosphorylation
Molecular function (GO): protein serine/threonine kinase activator activity; protein kinase activity; ATP binding
Source: RefSeq, a predicted model, not a curated record